GAUUCUGGUGAUGGGGAAGCAGAAUACAGUGAUGAGGCUUCCCAGACUAGAGGAGGGAAGGAGCGAAUCCUGCUGGAGGGUUGUGCUCAGGUGUGUUUGGCUUGCAGCCAGGUAGCCAGGAGAAAAGCUGCAUCUGCAUGAGGAGAGAAGCCCAAGGACGGUCCCUUUCUGCUCCCGUCACAUCUUCCUCUCCUCCCUCCGGCUGUGUCUCCCAAACCCAGCCCUCCUCCACUUUGUGCCCCAACCUUGAACCUGAGUGUUUGAUUUGGAACAGGAAGACAGAGGCUGACGUGGACCACUUAAAGUCCAGGUUUCUACCUCAGUCCCACCUCCUGAGCCUGGUUUGACCAUUGCCUGCACCCAACUUCCACUCCCUGCCAACCCUCUCUCCUUGGCUGCUUGUCUUGAAUUUACCCAUCAUGCCAUCACCCAGAAGGACCACCCAGAGCUAGGAACCUCCAGAGACUGAAAGAGGCAUUGAGCACCCAGGUACUGUCUGUCUAUCUUGAAUUCUGCAUUCCGCAUUCCGAUUGAAGAGGCUGAGGACAACCAGGAGUUUUAGAGAUGUUCAUCUUCAUUUUUCUGUCCUUGUGGACUCUUCUGGCGAUGGGUAGGGAGGAAGGUGGUGCUGGGAGUGAGGAGGGAGUUGGGAAGCAAUGUCAUCCCAGCCUGCCUCCCCGCUGCCCCUCCGGAUCCCCCAGUGACCAGCCCUGGACACACCCUGACCAGAGUCAGCUGUUUGCAGACCUGAGCCGAGAAGAGCUGACAACUGUGAUGAGCUUCCUGACCCAGCAGCUGGGGCCAGACCUGGUGGAUGCAGCCCAGGCCCGACCCUCAGACAACUGUGUCUUCUCAGUAGAACUUCAGCUCCCCCCCAAGGCUGCAGCCCUGGCCCACCUGGACAGGGGGAGCCCCCCACCUGCCCGGGAGGCACUGGCCAUCGUCUUCUUUGGCGGACAACCCCAGCCCAAUGUGACUGAGCUGGUGGUGGGGCCUCUGCCCCAGCCCUCCUACAUGCGGGAUGUGACCGUGGAGCGUCAUGGCGGCCCCCUGCCUUAUCACCGACGCCCUGUGCUUCUCCGAGAGUACCUGGACAUAGACCAGAUGAUCUUUGACAGAAAGCUGCCCCAGGCUGCUGGUGUCCUGCACCACUGCUGCUCCUACAAACAAGGAGGAAGGAACCUGGUGACCAUGAACUCAGCUCCCCGUGGAGUGCAGUCAGGGGACAGGGCCACCUGGUUUGGCCUCUACUACAACAUUUCUGGUGCUGGGUUCUUCCUGCACCCUGUGGGGUUGGAGCUGCUGGUAGACCACAAGGCUCUGGACCCUGCCCAGUGGACCAUCCAGAAGGUAUUCUUUCAAGGUCGCUAUUAUGAGAGUCUGGCCCAGCUGGAGGAGCAGUUUGAGGCUGGCCAGGUGAAUGUGGUGGUGAUCCCAGACAAUGGCACAGGUGGGUCCUGGUCCCUGAAGUCCCAGGUGCCCCCAGGUCUGGCUCCCCCUCUGCAGUUCCAUCCUCAGGGGCCCCGCUUCAGGGUCCAGGGCAAUCGAGUGUCCUCCUCAUUGUGGACUUUCUCCUUUGGCCUCGGAGGUUUCAGUGGUCCUAGGAUCUUUGACAUCCGCUUCCAGGGGGAGAGAAUUGCAUAUGAAGUCAGUGUCCAGGAGGCCUUGGCCAUCUAUGGUGGAAAUUCUCCUUUUGCCUUGAGAGGCCGGUAUGCAGACGCCAACUUUGGUUUGGGGUACUUUUCCACGCCCCUGAGCCGUGGGGUGGACUGUCCCUAUCUGGCUACCUACAUGGACUGGCACUUCCUUCUGGAGUCCCAAGCCCCCAAAACACUACGAGACGCCUUUUGUGUGUUUGAGGAGAACAAUGGCCUGCCCCUAAGGCGACACCAUUCAGAUUUUCAUUCCCACUAUUUUGGAGGCGUUGUGCAGACAGUGCUGGUCUUCAGGUCUGUGUCCACGAUGCUCAACUAUGACUAUGUGUGGGAUAUGGUCUUCCACCCCAAUGGGGCCAUAGAAGUCAAAUUCCAUGCCACAGGCUACAUCAGCUCAGUGUUUCUCUUUGGUGCUGCCCAAAGAUAUGGAAACCAGGUCCGGGAGAACACACUGGGCACCGUCCACACCCACAGUGCCCACUACAAGGUGGAUCUAGAUGUGGGAGGACUGGAGAACUGGGUCUGGGCUGAAGACAUGGCUUUUGUCCCCACGGUGGUACCCUGGAGCCCCGAACACCAGAUACAGAGGCUGCAAGUGACCCGGAAGCAGCUGGAGACUGAGGAGCAGGCUGCCUUCCCCCUGGGAGGGCCCUCCCCUCGCUACCUGUACCUGGCCAGCAACCAGAGCAACAAGUGGGGGCACCCUCGGGGCUACCGCAUCCAGACAGUCAGCUUUGCUGGGGGGCCGCUGCCCCAGAACAGCUCCAUGGAGAGAGCCUUCAGCUGGGCAAGGUACCAGCUGGCCGUGACCCAGCGGAAGGAGGGGGAGCCCAGCAGCACCAGCAUCUAUAAUUUGAACGACCCCUGGAGCCCCACCCUGGACUUCAGUGACUUCAUCAACAAUGAGACCAUUGCUGGGCAAGACUUGGUGGCCUGGGUGACAGCCGGUUUCCUGCACAUCCCACAUGCAGAGGAUAUUCCCAACACGGUGACAGUGGGGAACGGUGUGGGCUUCUUCUUGCGACCCUACAACUUCUUUGACCAGGAGCCCUCCAUGGAUUCUGCUGACUCCAUCUACUUCCGGGAAGGCCAGGAUGCUGGGUCCUGUGAGCACCCUGAAUCUGUGAUGCCUGAGACAGGAGCUUCUCAGUUCUGCGGACCCCAACCUGCUGGGUUCCUGUCACAGAGGAAAGGAAUUGCCAGCGAGGAUUCUGGAGUCAUGGCUAUACUUUCCCCAGAAGACUACUUUUUUAAAGUUUUAAAAAAUCUUAUUCUUUAAAUAAGAUAUAAUUCAUAUACCAUGAAGUUCAUGCUUUUAACAUGUACAAUUUAAUGGGUUUUAAUAUAUUCAUAAAGUUGCAUAACCAUGACUACUAUCUAAUUCUAGAACAUUUUCAUCACCCCACAAAGAAACUCCAAAUUGUGUUAACUAUACUUUCUAUUUCCCUCCAACCCUUUUCCAAUUUUACAUAACCACUAAACCUUUCUGUCACGACAAUUGUGCCUAGAUCCUGGGAAUUUCAUAUAAAUAGAUUGAUGCAA
Messenger RNA from Bubalus bubalis (water buffalo), 3197 nucleotides. Its product is annotated as primary amine oxidase, liver isozyme-like. Gene Ontology annotation, molecular function: quinone binding; copper ion binding; primary methylamine oxidase activity. Gene Ontology annotation, cellular component: endoplasmic reticulum; early endosome; Golgi apparatus. NCBI's taxonomy places the organism in Eukaryota, Metazoa, Chordata, Mammalia, Artiodactyla, Bovidae. Gene Ontology annotation, biological process: response to antibiotic; amine metabolic process. The record is from RefSeq and is a predicted model, not a curated record.